GGGAAGAAAAAACUUAUUACAAAUAGAGAUAUUAUUAAUAACACACAUAUUUUCCAUUAUUCGUUAAUUAAUGUUGUUCGGUUACUUAGAAGAGAGCUUCUCUCUUGACUGACUCACUCUUCAUCUCCUCCGGUCAAGCCCAACUACCAUUCUCCACCGCUUUUCUACUUUUCAUCUCUUCAUAGAACAAGAAAGAAGCAUAAGAUAUGUAUGUUUUCAUGGAUCACUAUACAAUUCUUGGGUUGCCAACUGGCAAAGAAGGUGCUAAGGUUACAAUAGAAGAGAUAAGAAAGGCAUAUAAAGCAAAGGCCCUAUUGUUGCACCCUGAUAAAAACUCACAUGAUCCAAAAGCCAAUGCUAAAUUCCAGAGGCUCAAGUGUUCAUAUGACAUACUCAAGGAUGCCUAUGCUCGAAAACUUUUCGAUGAGCAGCUACAAAUGAAUUUUGAACAUGAUGAGGAGAGAAGGAAGAUGGAAUCUGAUCUUGCUAGAAAUAAAAAGAAGGAAGAGAAGGCAAAAGCAGCUGUAGCAAAAGCGAAAAAAGAAGCAAGAGCAGCAGAAAAAGAAGCCAAAAGGGCAGAAGAAGUUGUGAAAGCCAUAAAUGAAGCAAUGGCAGCAGAAGAAGCAGCCGAAAAAGCGAAUGAUGAAGCGGAAGCAGCUGUAAUAGCAGCAGAAAAAGCCAAAGGAAAGUCUAAAGCAGCAGCAAGAGCUGCAGCGAAAGCCAAAGAAGAAGCGGAAUUAGCAGCAGUAGCAGCCUCAAAAGCCAUUGAAGAAGCAAAUGCAGCAGAAAAUGCUGCAACAAGAGCAAGAGCAAGAGCAAAAGCAGCACUGAAGUGAAGGCUUACAAACUUGGGCCCUUAUUAUGACCAAAUCCCAUCAUAAUUUUCAUCUAAUGAGAAUUAGAUCUCAACUCAAAACUCAUGAAAAUUAUAAUGGGAUUUGGUCAUGACUCAUGCCCAAACUUGGCAUUUUUUGGUUCUCAUACUAGCCAAGACUGUGGUUCUCCAUCUUCCAAAAUUUUGUGAAAGCAAAAUAAGUUUGUGAUUCAUGAGAUAUUUGUCACCACUUGUCAAAUAAUUAUUUCCAAAUUUAUUCUUGAUGUCAAAACUAGUUUAAUCAAUGUAUAUAUACAAAAAGAUGUUGAUUGUGAUU
Messenger RNA from Cannabis sativa, 1151 nucleotides. RefSeq lists its product as uncharacterized. Lineage: Eukaryota; Viridiplantae; Streptophyta; Magnoliopsida; Rosales; Cannabaceae. The transcript is spliced from 3 exons. The record is from RefSeq and is a predicted model, not a curated record. Bases 207 to 836 code for a protein of 209 amino acids.